Messenger RNA from Telopea speciosissima, 1575 nucleotides. Its product is annotated as auxin-responsive protein IAA13-like. Bases 117 to 1127 code for a protein of 336 amino acids. NCBI's taxonomy places the organism in Eukaryota, Viridiplantae, Streptophyta, Magnoliopsida, Proteales, Proteaceae. The transcript has 5 exons. Gene Ontology annotation, cellular component: nucleus. Gene Ontology annotation, molecular function: protein binding. Gene Ontology annotation, biological process: regulation of DNA-templated transcription. The record is from RefSeq and is a predicted model, not a curated record.
UCUCUCUAUAUUCCAUUCCGUUCACUUGAAACAGAAUCUCUUCUCCAUGCUCCUCUGCAAAUCUGCUUUAAUCUCCGAACCGUACUUAAAUUUUUACAGAGAAAAAAAAAGUCUUAAUGGAAGGUGUUUUGGGUUUACCAGUCAGCGAUGAUGGUGGUGGAGGUGGAGGAGGAGCUUCUUCCGGAAGCUCCGGAAAUGGGUCGAUGUCGACGGUGUCGAAGGCGGAAGUGGUGGAGCAGGACUACGUGGGUAUGUUGUCUGAGGUUUCUUCCUACCCAGCUGAGUCUGAGCUCGAGCUUGGGCUGGGGUUGAGCCUUGGCGGUGCGGGAAAGGCUGCUAAUAAGCCGUCUGCUUGGGGAGAGUAUGGUAGGAUCUUGACGGCUAAGGAUUUCCCUUCUAUUGUCACUCGUGGUGCUUCUGCUUCUUCUUCUUCGUCUCCUGGCACUAUGAGAGCAAAUGCUUCUGUCACUCCUGUCUCUGGUACCAAGAGAGCUGCUGAUUCUACUCCCCAAGAGGUUGGAUCUGGUAAUGGUUCCAGCAGUCAGGUUGUGGGAUGGCCACCUAUUAGGGCUUAUAGGAUGAACAGCUUGGUUAGCCAAGUGAAGGCCUCAUCUGCUGAAGAGGAAGAAUGUAUGAUCACCGGGAAUAACAGAAGUAAGGAUGUCCCAGUGGAGGCUACUAACAAUUGUAACAACAAGAACAAAAGUAGUGUUCAGGAGAAAGGGCGUGUGGCCAGUUCCCUGUUUGUGAAGGUGAACAUGGAUGGUGUACCUAUUGGGAGGAAGGUGGAUCUAAAUGCUCAUAACUGUUAUGAAACCCUGUCUCAAACAUUGGAGGAGAUGUUCCACAGACCCACCACAACCGUUAAUACCAUACGUUCAGGUGGAGAAAUUGAACAAAGUGUAAUUGUGGAAGCAACAAAGCCCUCAAAAUUUUUGGAUGGAUCAUCUGAAUUUGUGCUCACUUAUGAAGACAAAGAGGGAGAUUGGAUGCUCGUAGGAGAUGUUCCUUGGGGGAUGUUCCUUAAUACUGUGAAGAGGCUUAGAAUCAUGAGGACUUCUGAGGCUAAUGGUCUUGCUCCAAGAUUUCAAGAAAGGGAUGGGAGACAAAGAAACAAGCCCAUCUAGUAGUGUCAUCAUUCUCCUUUCUUGGUAAAAUAAGAUGAAGAAAAAUCAAACUUAUAAAAAGUGCUCAAGGAAAAGAAAUGUGGAGACUGAAGAAUCAGAACACUUUGCCACAUGCAGAUCAGUCUCCCAGUGCUUGCUGCCUUGCUGGAUUGCCUUUUUGGUUGUUUUCUCACCCAUUCUCUGGGAAUUAUAGCCUUUAUUUUGAUGCAAGGCAUACACGUUUCGUUUUCACCUUGUCUUAUUACAUGCAUAUGUAGUUGAAGACUUUUUUUUUUUGUUUUUUCCCCCAUACUGUAAAUAUGGAAGUGCUUGAUUGCUAGGAUUUUGAGUUUUGCUGCAAUCUGGAUGGACUCAGCUUUCCUUGGUGUUGAAAGGAAGUUGCAUGGUUUCUAUUGUUUUAAUCUUUCUUCCUGCUUGGUGGCCUUGCCUUACACUUAAAUACUUUUUU